AUGUCUUCCCUCUUUUCCCUCCAAGGCCACACGGCUCUCGUCACCGGCGGCACGCGGGGUAUUGGCCAAGCCGUAGCUCUAGGUCUGGCCGAGGCAGGCGCCGACAUCAUUUUCAUCCAAAGAGACAGCUCCAACACAGAGACAAAGACCGCCGUAGAGAAACUCGGACGCAAAGCGUGGAUCUACACGGCCGAGCUGUCUUCCCCGGAGCAAGUGUCGGCCCUGACACCCAAGAUCCUGGCCGACGGACACGAGAUCCGCAUCCUGGUGACGUGCGCGGGCAUCCAGCGUCGCCACGCUCCCGAGGCCUUCCCGGACAGCGAUUUCAACGAGGUCAUCCAGGUCAACCUCAACUCUGUCUUCACCCUGUGCCGCGAUGUCGGGGCGCACAUGCUCAAGCUGGAACCUUCGCCCGUGACGGGCCGCAAGGGAAGCGUCAUCACUUUUGGCUCGCUCAUCAGCUUUCAGGGAGGACUCAACGUGCCCGCGUACGCUGCUUCCAAGGGUGCCAUUGCCCAACUAACCAAAAGCUUUGCGAAUUCCUGGUCGUCGCAGGGCGUCACCGUCAACUGCAUCGCCCCCGGAUACAUUGCUACGGACAUGAAUGAAGCCCUGCUCAAGGACAAGGACCGUCUCAGGAGCAUCUCGGAAAGAAUCCCCGCUGGUCGAUGGGGUACCCCGGAAGACUUCAAGGGGACUGCCGUCUACCUUGCUGCCAAGGCCGGUGGCUACGUCAGCGGCCACGUUCUCACUGUUGAUGGAGGUUGGAUGGGCAGGUAA
Molecule: messenger RNA, 780 nt
Organism: Geosmithia morbida
Lineage: Eukaryota; Fungi; Ascomycota; Sordariomycetes; Hypocreales; Bionectriaceae
Product: 2-dehydro-3-deoxy-D-gluconate 5-dehydrogenase
Exons: 2
Coding region: 1-780 (259 amino acids)
Molecular function (GO): oxidoreductase activity, acting on the CH-OH group of donors, NAD or NADP as acceptor
Source: RefSeq, a predicted model, not a curated record